AUUCCGACCUAAAACCCUUCUUUUCCCCCAAUUAGCUAACCCUUUAUUCCAUGGCGGCGGAGCUAUAGGGCAUAGGCUGCCUGCAACUCCGACCUUCUCGUCGAUUGUUUUUUUCUUUUUGCAGGUUGUAUUGGCAAAGAGCAUGCCUAAUUUCGCAUCUGCGUCAUCUGAAAGCUUAUUCGACUACGGUCCUAGGGUUCGGGCUUCCUUGAAGAAACCUAAUUUGAACCAGAACUCGCCUGAUCCGACGCGGAGGGACGGGGCUCCGAGACACCUGUACAUAUCGCCGGCGCUGUACGUUACUCCGAAGCAGUCUCCCAUACCGGAGUCUCCCUCGCCGGGACCGAUUUCGCCCUCCCCUUACGUCGCUAACCACAAGCGCCGCCGCGGUAAGGUCGAGACGAGAAGAGCUGAUCCGGCCGCAGUUGUGGAUUUCGUGUCGGGAAACGAUGGGGACGAGCUCAACUUGGAGGAGGCCGUGGGAGACAAUUUCGGCAACGACACGUUGACUGAAAACGACGAUGAUGAUAAGGAUGAAGAACACAACGAGGAAGAAGAAGAAGAAGAAGAAGAAGAAGAAGAAGAAGAAGAAGAAGCAGAAGCAGCAGAAGCAGAAGGCGAAGGAUUUCUGGAUCCGCUGAUUGAGGCUAAUGAUUUGGGUGCCGAAAGCCAACCAGAGAGCCGCAGCUUAGUCUCUGCUCAAGGAGAUUACUUUGAUGCCAACGAUGACUUUUCCUCGGAUAGUUCCAAUUCGAACGUACCUUCUAACAGUUCUAGAAUUGAAUCGGAAUUGCAUUCGAUUAAGGUCAGUAUUGUUGAUGAAAUAGAGAGGAGAAAAGUAGCGGAGGACGCGUUGAUGCUCAUCAGGAGUCGAUGGGAGAGUGUUUGUAAUCUUGUGUCCAACGCCGGGCUUACGUUUCCAGCACCUCCGGCUAUUGUGAGUGCACAGCUUGACAAGGAUGCAAUCGAUCAGUGUAUGCAGGAAGUUGUCGUUAGCAGGUUUGUAGCUGAAGCAAUAGGAAGGGGUGAAGCACGAGCUGAAGCUGAAGAAGCUGCUGCAAUGAUUGUUGAGUCGAAAGAUCAGGAACUGUUGCGGCUACGUGAUAGACUGCAGUACUAUGAGACUGUUAAUCAUGAGCUGUCCCGGAGAAAGCUCGUGGAGGUUGCACAACGACAACAGCUGAGGCGGCGGCAGCGUAGGUGGCUAUGGGGCUUUAUGGGGUUGUCCAUUGCGAUCGGAGCUUCAUUCAUCGCGUACUCAUACAUCCCACAUAGAGGUACGCUUCCAUCAUCCUCGGAAUCUGGUGAUGCGACAGAUGCUUCCUGCAUCAGUCCCUCCGAUACACCAUAAACGGGUUGGGGUAGCUCACCCUUGCCAUACCUCUUGUUAAAAUCGUCCGACUCGCCCUUCCGUAGAGGGUCGAAGUUAGAGUUUCAUAGGGUUGAAUAGUGUUAGCUGUAGUACAUAUAAAUGCAAUGCAUAGAGUAGUAGUAUUCUGUCGAAACUAUUGUGAGGUUUGUUGUAUUA
Andrographis paniculata is the source of this 1528-nucleotide messenger RNA. RefSeq lists its product as uncharacterized. The record is from RefSeq and is a predicted model, not a curated record. The transcript is spliced from 3 exons. The coding region runs from base 143 to 1351 and encodes 402 amino acids. Lineage: Eukaryota; Viridiplantae; Streptophyta; Magnoliopsida; Lamiales; Acanthaceae.